AUGGAGGAGAAAGUUUCCGAGGCGCUGGCGCCCGCGGCGCGCGGCUGCGCCGAACCCGGCGCCUGGACCCUCGCUCCUCCCGCCGCCGCCGCGUCCUCGGCCGAAUCGUCGUCCGGCUCGGAAACUCUGUCCGAGGAAGGGGAGCCCGGCAACCUCUCCCGCAGCUCGCCGCCGCCGCCGCCGCGACCGCAGCAGCAGCAGCCGCCGGGCGGCGCCCUCGGUGCCCGGCCGCCCGCCGCCUGGUCUCCCGCGCGCGUGGGGCUGGAGCGGGGAGUCCCCGCGCUGCCGCUGCCGCCCCGCGGGGGAGCCGCGCCGCCCGCGCCCCGGGACAGCAGCGCGUCCCAGGAGGAGCAGGACGAGGAGCUUGACCACAUACUGUCUCCACCUCCUAUGCCAUUUCGGAAAUGUAGCACCCCAGACGUGGCUCGUGGCCCCGGAAAGUCACUGAAGUAUAAGCGGCAGCUCAGCGAGGAUGGGAGGCAGCUGCGGCGAGGGAGCCUAGGUGGGGCGCUCACCGGGCGCUACCUCCUUCCCAACCCGGUGGCCGCGCAGGCCUGGUCCACCUCCGCCGAGACGUCCAACCUCGUGCGCAUGCGCAGCCAGGCGCUGGGCCAGUCGGCUCCGUCGCUCACGGCCAGCCUGAAGGAGCUGAGUCUCCCCCGAAGAGGAAGUCUUUGCCGAACAAGCAACCGGAAAAGCUUGAUAGGCAAUGGCCAGUCACCAGCGUUGCCUAGACCACACUCGCCUCUCUCUGCACACGCAGGAAACAGCCCUCAAGAUAGUCCAAGAAAUUUCUCCCCCAGUGCCUCCGCCCACUUCUCGUUUGCCCGGAGAAAUGACAGGACCGAUGGACGUCGCUGGUCCCUGGCCUCCCUCCCCUCCUCUGGCUAUGGGACGAACACCCCCAGCUCGACCGUCUCUUCGUCCUCUUCCUCGCAGGAGAAGCUGCAUCAGUUACCAUACCAGCCGACACCAGAUGAAUUACACUUCCUGUCAAAACAUUUCUGUACCACGGAAAGCAUCGUCACCGAGAACAGAUGUAGGAACACACCCAUGCGGCCCCGUUCCCGAAGUCUCAGCCCUGGACGCGCCCCUACCUGCUGUGACCAUGAAAUAAUUAUGAUGAACCAUGUCUACAAAGAAAGGUUCCCAAAGGCCACGGCUCAGAUGGAGGAGCGUCUCAAGGAGAUCGUCACCAGCUACUCCCCCGACAACGUCCUCCCCCUGGCGGACGGAGUGCUCAGCUUCACUCACCAUCAGAUUAUCGAGCUGGCUCGCGAUUGUCUGGACAAAUCCCACCAGGGCCUCAUCACCUCGCGAUACUUCCUUGAGUUGCAGCACAAGUUAGAUAAGUUGCUGCAUGAGGCUCACGAUCGCUCUGAGAGCGGAGAACUGGCGUUUAUUAAACAGCUAGUGCGAAAGAUCCUCAUUGUGAUCGCCCGGCCUGCCCGGCUACUGGAGUGCUUGGAAUUUGAUCCUGAAGAGUUUUACUACCUACUGGAAGCAGCAGAGGGCCAUGCCAAGGAAGGCCAGGGCAUCAAAACUGACAUCCCCAGGUAUAUCAUCAGCCAACUGGGGCUCAACAAGGACCCUCUGGAAGAAAUGGCUCAGUUGGGGAACUAUGAUAGCGGGACGGCAGAAACAUCAGAAACUGGCGAGUCUUUGAGUAGCUCUAAUACUUCUCUGAAGCUUCGAAGAAAACCUCGAGAAAGCGACUUCGAGACGAUUAAAUUGAUUAGCAAUGGAGCCUAUGGGGCAGUCUACUUUGUCCGGCACAAAGAAUCCCGACAGCGGUUUGCCAUGAAGAAGAUUAACAAACAGAACCUCAUCCUCCGGAACCAGAUCCAGCAGGCUUUUGUGGAGCGCGACAUCCUGACCUUCGCGGAAAACCCCUUCGUGGUCAGCAUGUAUUGCUCUUUUGAGACACGGCGCCACCUGUGCAUGGUCAUGGAGUACGUGGAAGGGGGAGACUGUGCGACCUUAAUGAAAAACAUGGGUCCUCUCCCUGUCGAUAUGGCCAGGAUGUACUUUGCUGAGACGGUUUUGGCCUUGGAAUAUCUGCAUAAUUAUGGAAUUGUACACAGGGAUUUGAAACCAGACAACUUGUUGGUGACCUCCAUGGGACACAUAAAGCUGACCGAUUUCGGGCUGUCUAAGGUGGGACUGAUGAGCAUGACUACCAAUCUUUACGAGGGUCAUAUCGAGAAGGAUGCCCGAGAGUUCCUUGAUAAACAGGUCUGCGGCACGCCCGAGUACAUUGCGCCGGAGGUGAUUCUGAGGCAAGGCUAUGGCAAGCCGGUGGAUUGGUGGGCCAUGGGCAUCAUCCUGUAUGAGUUUCUGGUUGGAUGCGUGCCGUUCUUCGGAGACACUCCCGAAGAGCUGUUUGGACAAGUCAUCAGUGAUGAAAUCAACUGGCCGGAAAAGGAUGAGGCCCCUCCACCAGAUGCCCAGGAACUGAUCACCUUGCUGCUCAGGCAGAACCCUCUGGAGAGGCUGGGGACAGGUGGUGCCUAUGAGGUCAAGCAGCACCGCUUCUUCCGCUCUUUGGACUGGAACAGUUUGCUGAGACAGAAGGCAGAAUUCAUUCCCCAGCUGGAAUCGGAGGACGACACAAGUUAUUUUGAUACUCGAUCAGAGAAGUAUCAUCAUAUGGAGACGGAGGAGGAAGAGGACACAAAUGAUGAGGACUUCACCAUGGAGAUCAGGCAGUUUUCCUCCUGUUCACACAGGUUUUCGAAAGUUUUCAGCAGCAUAGAUCGAAUCAUUCAGAACUCAGAAGAGAAGGAAGACUCCGGGGACAGAACCAAGAGCACUGCUCUGCCGUCGGCGGAGACACUCAGCUGGAGCUCAGAGUACUCAGAGGGGCACCAGCUGUCAACGUCCAACUCUUCAGAUACCGAAAGCAACAGACAGAAGCUCGGCUCUGGCCUGCUUCCCAAGCUGGCUAUCUCCACAGAAGGGGAACGAGGCGGGGUCACCCCCUGCCCCGGGGACCCCCGCGAGGAGCCCGAGAAGCCGGUCCUUCCUCCGGAAGAGGGUGCCCCGGAGGAGCCCGAGGUCACCACGCCGGCCAGCACCAUCAGCAGCUCCACGCUGUCAGUCGGCAGUUUCUCAGAGCACUUGGACCAGAUAAAUGGCCGCAGCGAGGGUGUGGACGGUGCAGAUAAUUCCUCAAAGCCAUCCAGUGAACCCACGUCUCACGUGGCUCGACAGCGAUUAGAAAGCACAGAGAAAAAGCGAAAAGUGACAAAGUCCCUUUCCGCCAGUGCUCUGUCCCUCAUGAUCCCGGGAGACAUGUUUGCUGUGUCUCCACUGGGGAGCCCAAUGUCCCCCCACUCCUUGUCCUCGGACCCUUCUUCUUCGCGAGAUUCCUCUCCCAGCCGGGAGUCCUCCGCAGCUUCUUCCAGCCCCCAUCAGCCCAUUGUCAUUCACAGUUCGGGGAAGAAUUACGGCUUCACCAUCCGAGCCAUCCGCGUGUACGUGGGGGACAGCGACAUCUACACGGUGCACCACAUCGUUUGGAACGUCGAAGAAGGAAGUCCCUCGUACCAGGCAGGCCUGAAGGCUGGAGAUCUGAUCACACACAUCAACGGAGAGCCCGUGCACGGGCUGGUCCACACCGAGGUCAUUGAGCUGCUGCUGAAGAGUGGAAAUAAGGUGUCGAUCACCACGACCCCAUUUGAAAACACGUCGAUCAAAACGGGACCAGCCAGGAGAAACAGCUACAAGAGCCGGAUGGUGAGGCGGAGCAAGAAGUCCAAGAAGAAGGAAAGUCUGGAAAGGAGGCGAUCCCUCUUCAAAAAGCUGGCCAAACAGCCCUCCCCGUUACUGCACACCAGUCGAAGCUUCUCGUGCUUGAACCGGUCCCUGUCGUCCGGGGAGAGCCUCCCGGGCUCCCCGACGCACAGCCUCUCGCCGCGCUCCCCGACCCCCAGCUAUCGGUCCACCCCCGAUUUCCCAUCCGGUACCAACUCCUCCCAGAGCAGCUCCCCAAGUUCAAGCGCCCCUAACUCCCCGGCAGGAUCCGGUCACAUCCGGCCCAGCACCCUGCACGGCCUGGCCCCCAAGCUGGGCGGUCAGCGCUACCGCUCGGGCCGGCGCAAGUCGGCGGGCAGCAUCCCGCUGUCGCCGCUGGCCAGGACGCCCUCGCCGACGCCGCAGGCCACCUCCCCGCAGCGCUCGCCGUCCCCGCUGCUGGGCCCCCCGCUGGCCACCGCUAAGGUGGCCCAGGCCUUCCCGAGCAAGAUGCACUCGCCUCCCACCAUCGUGCGGCACAUUGCGAGGCCCAAGAGCGCCGAGCCACCGCGCUCCCCGCUGCUCAAGCGCGUGCAGUCCGAGGAGAAGCUGUCGCCCUCCUACGGCGGGGACAAGCGGCACCUGUGCGCCCGGAAGCACAGCCUGGAGGUGACCCAGGAGGAGGUGCAGCGCGCGGCCACGCUGCAGGGCCCCGAGGACACGGGCGGGUGCGAGGCGCCCGCGCUGAGCCGCGCGCGGCCCGUGGAGCAGGGCUGCCUGAAACGGCCCGUGGCCCGCAAGCUGGGGCGCCAGGAGGCCGCCGACGAGCCGGACCGGGACAGGCUCAAGGUCAAGGUGGUGGGCAAGAAACACGACUGCCAGCCCAAGCCCCCGGGCGGCGAGUCCGAAGGCCUCGGGCGCGAGGAGCAGCGAGACGCGAAGGUGUACCCCAAGGGCUUGGAGAGGUCGGGGCCCCUGCAGAGCCGGACCCCCGAAACCCCACCCCUGGGCGGCCCGCCCAAGGGCGCACCGCACAAGCAGGCCAGCGCGAGGGCCAGUGACGACGGGGUGACCGCGGAGGGGACAGCAGCUGGGGAGCGCAGCCGAGGCGCCGCCGGGGACUGCAAGCGCGCCCCAGCUCCGUGCGCCCCCCAAGACGGCGCGGGCCACCACGGCGCCCCUCCCGGGAAGGACGGGCACCCCGAGAAGGCGUCGCCGGCCAAGGACUUCCUCCGGUGCGAGAAGCUGGACAGCAAGCUGGCCAACAUCGAUUACCUCCGGAAGAAAGUGGCCCUGGAGGACAGGGACGACAGCCACUGCUCCGUCCUGAAGGCCAAGAAGACGUGCGGCCCCCAUGACUGCGCCCCCGGGACCCCCGCGCGGCCCGUCGCCGGGCAGCAGGAGGCCGCGCCGGCCUUGGAGAGCCGGGCAUCGGGUGGCAGCCCGCACACGGCGCAGAUAGGCACCGUCUCCUUCGGGCCCCUGAAGGCCUUAGCCGGGCGAGUGGACAGCAGCGGAGGGGAGAAAGCUGGCUUGGUGUCCCCCGAACCUCCCGCCAGGAAGAGUCCCUCCGAGUAUAAGCUGGAAGGCAGGUCAGUGUCCUGCCUGAAGCCCAUUGAGGGCACACUGGACAUUGCCCUCCUGUCGGGACCCCACGCCUCCAAGACGGACUUACCCUCGCCAGUGCCCCCACCCAGCCCCGGCCUCAGCAUGGGGCCCUCGGUGCCCGCUGUUCUUUGUGGGAAGAAGGGUGACCCCUCCAGCCUGAAAGAGCCUUCCUCUGCAAACCCAAAGGCGAAUAAAUCCUGCCUGCUUGAGCCUCGGUUUCUGCCCCCCGUCCGGGGUCACCAGGACAGCCCACCACCUCCCCUGCUGGACUCUGAGUCAAAGACAAGCAGGAAACCUUGCAGUCCUGCGGCUCGGAGCCCGGGGACGCUUACAGAGGGCGGGGCCCCCCAACGUCAAGACCGCUCUGCCGAUGCCAGGGUCUCCCCUGACACAGGGCAGGCCCCCCCACGCGGUGGGUGCACCCCGCUCCCCACGAAGGAGAAGCUGUGCCCCAAGGAGCCAGCGGAGAAAGCCCUGGUUCUAGGCAGAAGCGAAAGGGCCACCUCGAGGGCAGACGUGCACGGCGACCCCCGUGGGCAGCCGGGGCCUGCGGAGGCUGGCACACACAGUGGCAGUGCCGGAGGCCUCCCAGCUGGCAGGAGAAGCCACCUUGAUCUCUACAACAGCCACUCUCAGGCCACGGGCAAAGCUCGCGGGCCGUGGGCACAGACCGACCACGGAGAUGGCCGAGCCGAGGGCAGCUCCCUUGCCCGGGAAGACGCCUCCUUGCUGUGCCAAGAGGAAGCGGGCAGGCUCAAAAGUGGCAUGGAACCCAAGCCGGACCCUCGGGCUGCAAGGCGCCCCCUACAGCCAUGUGGCCCGGAGAGUGACCAGAGAGAGUGGCUGUCAGCCUUGCCCCCCUUCGAGAAACAGGUGCCCAAAGAGCUGGCCGGCCUGACCCCUCGCGCUUCCCCGAGCUUCACGUGCAUCAGGGAGCCAGGGGGCAAGCCCACGGUGGCAGAGCCCAGCUCCGGCCUCCGGGAGCCGCCCCCGCCUGUGGCUGCCACUGCUUCCAGCGACAGCGGCUGCCCCAAGUGCCCCCCUGGCCUGGAUCCCAGCCCUCCAAGGUCCAAGCACCCAGACAGAUCCCUCUCCUCACAGAAACUCAGCGCCGGGGCCCCAAAAAGCAAAGAGCCUGUCCUGCAAGCCCCCGCCAUCACCCCCAGUAAAGCAAGCGAUGCGGCUGGCCGAGGAAAAGGGGGUGUCACCGUCACAGCCCACGUCGAAGAGGGACCCAUGGGUUCCAAACCGAAACCCAGCGAUGCUGGGUGGCCCCCAGAGAUGCAUCUGCCCAGCCUAGAACAACCAGGGUCCAGCGAGGCUGGAGACCAGAAGCUUCUCACUGCCAGUGAAAAGCAGAGCUUGUCUCCAAAGCACCCCAAACCAUCCACUGUGAAAGACUGCCCUCCUCUGUGCAGACAGACAGACAGAAGCCCAAGUCAGCAGGCCACAGCAGGAGGAGACAGGAAGCCCGAAGACCAGAAGCACGCUGAGGUGCUUUCUGGGUCAGCAGCCGAGGCUGGCAAGGUAGAAACGCAGGGUGGCACCCCGCCAAAGGACUCCAGGCGGAAGGACACGGGUCCUCUGAAGGCCCUGGCCGAGGCUGGCAAGCCCAGCUCCGUGAAACGGUCGCCCCUGGCCUCCGGACAGAGUCCUCUGCACCCAGGUGCCCUUCCAGAAACGUCUCUCAGCUAUUCGGCCAGCUUUCCCGAGUCCACCCCGGCCAACGGGAGCACGCCCGAGGCCCUAGUGUCUGGCCUCCGGGACCCCAGGAAGCCCCAGUCCGGAGGGGACAGCAGAACCCAGAUGACAAAGAGUGACUCCCUGCCUUCCUUCCGCCUGUCCACCGCCAGCCUGGAGUCACACCUCCCAGACUCCCAGGUGCCCAGCGGGACCGCCGGCCACCGGGACAGGGCACCGUCAGUGACUGCCAUCAGUGCAGAACCCAAAGGGCGAGAGCCACCCCCAGCUAGGAAGCAGAACGCGGGCAGGGAGGUGACCAGGACACCCCCAAGCAUGGAUCGCCCUCUGCCCUUGGCUUCAGAGAAGGACUUCGUGGUGAGGCAGAGGAGAGGGAAGGAAAGCUCCCGCAGCUGCCCCCACAAAAAGGCCUCCUAACCCGAGGUCCAGUGGCAGGGCUGGCCACCAGGCCCUAAGCGUGCCACUGGGUCUUCAUCCCCCCCCCCCCGGCCCCCAACCACCCUUUUUGAAACCAGCACUGUGUGAAUGUCCACCAGAAAGAGCUCGGAGCCUCACAUAGGAGGGGGAGAGACAAGAGACAAAGAGGGAACUUUCUUCCAAAUGCCUUCCCAGUGGUUACCGGUAAAGCCAGAUCAGCGUUCAGAGGGUGGAGGGUGUGACGACGGAUGCCAUCUGUACGGACCUAGCAACGCGUUUGGCUCGGGGUGUAGUUGGUACCCUGCUGGGAACUGCAGCUUCCGUGGGUAAAGAUCUUCGCUGCCCUUACUGUAGUCGUGAAGCCAAGUGGUCAAAACCAGGUGUGUGUGUGUAAAAAACAUAUCUAUAUAGCGAUCCAUCCAUGUUCACGUAUGUACACAUCCGCCUACAUGUGUUGGCCUGUGGUUUGCGAAUAUUUCCAGGCUUCCUUUUACGAUCGGUAAAGUUAAAGGCGAAAGGAAGCCCUUGAAGACGGGAGAUGGUGAGUUUUUAAUUUGUAGCUGAAGCAGAAUUUCUGAUAGCGUUGGAUUUGGAAACCUAGAUUUCCAGAUCUAAAAGCAAGAAACCACUCCAGUCGCUGCAUUUGAACACCCUCCACUAGGAAUGUCCCGGACAAGGGGAUCAGUCAUUUCACAGUCAUCUGGCCUUAGGUCCAACUGUCCAAAAGACCCAUUGUCUAAAAUGGUGAGGUCAAACAGAACUGAAGACACAGGCGCUUCCUGUUCUGUCUCCCCCGCCCUGACCCUAAGGCCUCUCUGCUGUGAGUCCAAGAAGCACAUGUUUUUGGUAGCUCUGCACCAGCUCUGCUCUUGAAUAAAAAGAAAAGAAAAAAAAAAAACAAAAUCACUGGUUGUACACAAGUCUACUACUUACAUUGAGUGAUCACAUUAGGCAUUGGAAGAGGUUUAAAUUUGCUUUUUUCUUCUCUUUUCUUUUUUUUUUUUUUUUUUAAGAAAAGGAGGGGUGGAUUUGGGCAUCAUUGCAUCUACAAAGGAUUAACCAGGACAUCAGAUACAUUUUAUUACAUAGCUGGGGCCUUAUGUUAUAGUAUGAAGCUUGCUGUUUUUAAGCAAGCUCCUGGGAUUUACAUUCAUUUCUGAUGCAUCAAGUAUCUCCAUCCGUCUCAUAACAUGAUCUCUUUAUUUGUAUGCAAAAGAAAAAUACUGUCUUCAUAAAGAACAGCAUUUUGUAACAAAGCGAGUGGAGCUCCUUGGUGCUUGAAUGUGACCAUACUUUUCACUUUUGCUAAGCCUUAUUUAAAUUUUGUAUACCAUGAGAUCUGUAGACCAUGUCAAAUCAUUUUAGUGCUAAGGGUAUCUUGACUUGUUUUUUGUUGUGACCGUUUUGAGUGGCAAUACGGAUGACUAUUUAUAAGAUACUUGCUAUCCAGGGCAAGACUGUUUUGCAAGAGGAAAACAAUUACCAGUAAAUAAUUAAUCUCACACCAACCCUGCCUCAGGGGGAUGUCUCCUAUUUUCAUGCUGUAAAGUUGUUUUUAGAACACAGCAUGCUCUUUUUUUUUCAACCCUGAGGAUUGGAAAUCACCCAGAAUGGCUGUAAACACUCCACACACAAAGGCACCACUUUCACCAAUGGCUUGGUUGUCCUUUGUUGUUAAAAAAAACAAACAAACAAGAAAAACCAGUCUCAUCUUUGUCCCUCUCCAACACCCCCCCCCCCAAAUAAGUAGUUGCUAUUCUACAUUGUGAAAUGUUUCUACAAGAAACAUUUCCACAAGAACUUAAGUGGGUUUCAAACAUGGUCUUGAAACUUAUAAUGCAUAUCUGUCUGUAGAUGUCUGUCUCCACUCUGAUAUCACCGCGACAGGAAUGUCCGGGAGGUAGUUCAUGGUUUCCAGCUUUUCCAUUGUAACUGUCAACUUUUCUUUAAAAGCACAACUUAGCUGCUUGUUUACAAAGGAUAUUUUUAUGUAUAUUUUGUAUAGUGUAUUAUCAUUUUGCCAAAUAUGGGGUUUUGUGUUUUUGUUUUCUUUUGCAUUUUGGGUGAGUAAGAAGUACUUAAGGCUGUAUCCAUGUGAUUCCUGUUCGUCGUGUGGUAACCCUCUCCAGUCAGCUGGUAGAAAUUCUCCUAACCGUGUUUGGUCUGGUCAGUCUCCGUGUGGUCGUGAGAUGUGCUCCUCGGUAGAACGCCCCCCGCUGAAGACGCCCAGCGUCAGAGUUUGUUAGGAUCUGUGCAAUAACGUGUUUGCAGUCUUAUUUUCUCUAAGAAAAGUCCCCUGUGGAUGUCAUAAUUGUUGUACAUUGAACAAAUAUUUAUACUGAUGCAUAACAUUGAAUAAAAAUUUAGCAUGAAAAAUGA
Molecule: messenger RNA, 9840 nt
Organism: Jaculus jaculus (lesser Egyptian jerboa)
Lineage: Eukaryota; Metazoa; Chordata; Mammalia; Rodentia; Dipodidae
Gene: Mast4
Product: microtubule associated serine/threonine kinase family member 4
Exons: 30
Coding region: 1-7461 (2486 amino acids)
Biological process (GO): intracellular signal transduction; peptidyl-serine phosphorylation
Molecular function (GO): protein binding; magnesium ion binding; protein serine/threonine kinase activity
Source: RefSeq, a predicted model, not a curated record